Messenger RNA from Mercurialis annua (annual mercury), 1806 nucleotides. RefSeq names its product pentatricopeptide repeat-containing protein DOT4, chloroplastic-like. NCBI's taxonomy places the organism in Eukaryota, Viridiplantae, Streptophyta, Magnoliopsida, Malpighiales, Euphorbiaceae. The record is from RefSeq and is a predicted model, not a curated record. The coding region runs from base 1 to 1806 and encodes 601 amino acids. Gene Ontology annotation, molecular function: RNA binding; protein binding. The transcript has a single exon. Gene Ontology annotation, biological process: RNA modification.
AUGGCUACUUGGGGUGCUAUGCUGAAGCAAUUAGAUUUUAAAAAUAACCCUUCAAAGGUCAUCUCUGUAUUCAAAGCCAUGCAAAGAACAAAACAAAAUGACCCACUUAUUAAUAAUAUUGACCCUUAUGUUUAUGCUUCAUUGGUCAAAGCUUGUAAGAUAGUAUUAGGUGUUCAUGAAGGUAAAUCUAUACAUUGUCAUGUAAUAAGGCUUGGUUUAGAUUGCAAUGUCAAUGUUUUGAAUAGUUUGAUUUACUUUUACAUGGGUGCUAAUAACUUGGUAACCUAUGCAUGCCACUUGUUUGAUAAAAGUCCUGACAGGACAAUUGUCACUGUUAAUAGUAUGGUUUCUGGGUUUUUGAUCAAUAAGGAGUUUGAUAAAGGUUUCAGAUUUUUCAACGAAGUUCUUGGAGGUAAAUUUGGUAUUUAUUUGAAGCCAAAUUAUGUUACUUUGAUAAGUUUGAUUUCAGGGUGUGUUGAUGAUGGGAGGUUUACUAGUGGGACUUCGCUUCAUGGUUAUUGUUGCAAAACAGGUUUAGAUUUGAUAGUUGAGGUGUGUAAUUCACUUAUUGACUUCUAUUUUAAAUAUGGGGAAAUUGAUAUUGCAGAGAAGUUGUUUAAGACAAUGGUUGAGAAGGACUUGGUUUCAUGGAACACUAUGAUUGCAGGGUAUGCUAGGAGUAAUAGUAAUUGUACGGAAGCGUUUUCUUUGUUUAGAGAAAUGCGGCAUAGGAAUGUGGAAUAUGAUACUGUAUCAUUUAUUAACUUGAUUUUGGCUUGUGCUAAUGGUAGACGCCUUGAUAUGGGGAAGACGGCUCAUGGAUGUGUAAUAACAAGUGGAGAUGAGAUGCAGGUUUCUGUUCGGCCUGUGCUUAUUGCCAUGUACUCUAAAUGUGGUUUGAUAGAGUUUGCAAGGAAAAUCUUUGAUGCUCUUUCUGAUAAGAAUAUUGCAUCUUGGAAUUCCAUGGUAUAUGGAUAUGUUGACUAUGGGCUUGACAGUGAAGCUUUGAGGCUCUUUCAUUUGAUGAAGUAUAGAAAAAUAAAAGCAGAUGAGAUGACAAUGCUCGGAUUUAUCUCUGCCUGUCGGAAUUCUGAUCAACUAUCUCAUGGAAUUGAUGUUCAUGCAUACAUACAGAGUAAUGAUAAUCUGAAUAGGAGUCAUGUACUGCAAAAUGCUCUUAUAGACAUGUACGCGAAAUGUGGGAACAUGGCUCGAGCUAAAUCUGUCUUCGAUGAGAUGCCCAAGAAGGAUGUAAUUUCAUGGACAUCAAUGAUAGUUGGUCAUGCCAUCAAUGGAGAGGGAGAGGAAGCCCUUUGCGCUUUCAGGCAAAUGUGCGCGGAGAAAGUUAAGCCUAACUCUGUCACAUUCAUUGGUGUUUUGUUAGCCUGUGCCCAUUCAGGUUUAGUUGAAGUAGGUCAAAACUUGUAUGAUACUAUGUGCAGUGUUUACAAUGUUGAGCCACAGAUUGAGCAUUAUGGAUGCAUGGUUGAUAUGCUUGCACGAGCAGGAAUGUUAGAGGAGGCUACGAGGUUUGUGAAGAAAAUGUCAGUAGAACCAAAUGCAGUUCUUUGGAGGAUUAUGAUUAAUGGUUGCAGAGUACAUGGGGAUGUUGAUCAGGGGUUAAAUUUGGUUAAUAGCCUUGUAAAAUUAAAGAUGUCACGUAGUACUGAUGAUCAUGUUAUUUCUUCCAACAUUUUUGCUGAAGCAGGGAGAUGGGAUGAUGUUCUUCUUGAAAGAAGUAAAAUGAUGGCUCGAAAAGCUUCAAAAAUUGCAGGCAAAAGCUCUGUUUCAGUUUUAACAGAUUAA